This is a messenger RNA of Malurus melanocephalus (red-backed fairy wren), 2425 nucleotides long. RefSeq names its product four-jointed box kinase 1 (gene FJX1). The coding region runs from base 177 to 1457 and encodes 426 amino acids. Gene Ontology annotation, biological process: cell-cell signaling. The transcript has a single exon. NCBI's taxonomy places the organism in Eukaryota, Metazoa, Chordata, Aves, Passeriformes, Maluridae. The record is from RefSeq and is a predicted model, not a curated record.
GGUGCCCGUGUCUCCCGGCCGGCGGCGGAGCUGGGCGCACACGGCGUGGGGCAGCCGCCGGGGCUCGCCUGCUCUCGCCGCCGCUCGCCGGGCGGCAGAUCCGGCCCGCGGCCAUGCGCCAGCGCUGCGCUGAGCGGCCGAGCGGCGGGGCUGCACCGCCGUGAAGCGGCGUGAGGAUGAAGCGGGCGAGGCGGGCCGCGCCGGGCCCCCUGCCCGUGCUGGGGCUGCUGCUGCUGGGCGCCCUGCCGGGGCUGUGGACCGUGCUGCUGCGGCGGGAGGCCGCGGCGCUGCCGGAGCCRCGGUCGCCCGCCGGGCAGCCCCCGGGACCAUGGGGCUGGGGGCGCACACCGGCGGCGCGGGGCGAGUCCGGCGGCGGCGGGCAGAAAACUUUUCGGACGCUGCUGGCGGUGCCGGCGGCGACGACGGACCGGGAGGAGCGGGGCGGCGAGGAGCGGCUCGCUGCGACGGACUCGCCGCCGCCGGCUGAGACCGCCUCUCCGGUGGAGCGGGGCAUCUUCUGGAGCCGUGAGCUUGAGGAGCAGGUGCCGCCGGGCUUCGCGGCGGAGGAGGCGGCGGCGUGGCUGUCGGCCGCCCGCGCCGCCCGCGUGGCCUCGCUGGAGCGGGGCGGCUGCGGGCGCAGCUCCAACCGGCUGGCGCGGCUGUCGGACGGGAGUCGCGCCUGCGUCCGCUACGGCAUCAACCCGGAGCAGAUCCAGGGCGAGGCGCUCUCGUAUCACCUGGCCGGCGUGCUGGGCAUGCAGGAGCGGCUGCCGCCCAUGGCCCUCGCCCUGGUGGAGGCCCGCGGGCGGCAGUGGGAGCCGGUGCGGGAGGAGCUGCGCGGCUCGCACUGGGCCGAGGGCGCCGUGGUCAGCCUGACCCGCUGGGUGGACAAUCUCACCGCCGUCGUGGCUCCCGCGCCCUGGGGYGCCGAGGCGGGCGCUGGCCGGCGGCUGCAGCCGCUGUCGGCGGGGGAGCUGGGCGGGCUGCCGCCGUCGCAGCURGUGGAACUGGUGCAGUGGAGCGAUCUGAUCCUCUUCGACUACCUGACUGCCAACUUCGACCGCCUGGUCAGCAACCUCUUCAGCCUGCAGUGGGAUCCGCGGGUGAUGCGCCGCGCCACCAGCAACCUGCUCCGCGCCCCCGACGGCGGGCUCGUCUUCAUGGACAACGAGGCGGGGCUGGUGCACGGCUACCGCCUCCUCGCCAUGUGGGACCCCUACAACGAGCCGCUGCUGCGCUCCGUGUGCGUGUUCCGCGAGGGCACGGCCCGCCGGGUGGCCGAGCUGCACCGCCGCCGCAGCGCUGCCGCCGAGCUGCGCCGCCGCUACCGGGCCCGGGAGCCGCUCUGGGCGCGCCUCGGCUUCCUCUCGGAGCGCCAGGCCGAGCUCCUGCAGGCCCGCGUCGACUUCGUGCACCGCCACAUCGCCCACUGCCGCGCACAGGCCGCCGCGCUCUGAGCGCGUUCCCUCUGCUCCCGGGCAGCGGCACUCGCCUGUCCCGGCAGCUGCCGCGGGCCGGAGCUGACCCRGCCGGCCACCCCGGUGCCCCGGACUGCCGGGGACAGAGAGCGCUGGGAAUGGGGACGGCCGCCCGGAACCUGCCGCGGCUGUCGAGAGGAGCGAUUAAUUCGCUUUGUCAAGAUCUCUGAAGAUGCAGAGUGCAAUCUGUAUAAUUACGGCCCAGUUACACUCUAGGACUCUGCCCCCAGAUUGGAAAAAGGAAAGGGUUCAGCAUCUUCAGUGCUUUCCUUAGCUCUCUUCGUGCCCUCGCUCUCGUAAGAGACCCCAUAGGAAAGCAGUMGUCUUUGUCUGGAUUGGGGUCGAGUAUCUUUUUUCCUUCCAACGAAGGCAGGCGGAAACAUUUUUUAUAUAUUCUUUCUUUUGCAACGGCAUAUUUAAGUAUGAUUGUUGAUGUUCUUAGACCAAGAAYUGGUUGCACAAUAGGGGAGCCCCUAACUAGCAAAACUGCCCUAUUUAUGAAACUUGUUUCCUACCAAUUUUCUUUAACGAGAGUGAACUUUUCCACUGAUUGUUAAAUCUUGUUGAUGAGAAGUGUAUAGGAAGCCCAUAUUCCCUUAGUUCUUAGAUUUUUGUGGAUUCGUUGGGUUAAACUGUCCUGAUCCUUAAGGGUUUGUAAUCAUCACCAUCAUAAUUUCACCUGACCAGUAAAGUUACUGACUAAUGGGUGGUACAAGAUCUCCCAUUUUAAAAAAUUACUGCUAUGUGCUAAGACUUUGACACAAUGGUUAAAGUGGAGGAAAAACUGUUUCAUGCACUUUACUUUGACUUUUUAAUAUUUUUUUUAAUAGAAAACCUUUUUAUUUUACAAAGUCUGCCUUUUAUGUACAUUAUAUAUGUUCAUAAACUUUUCUGUAACAUACUAAAGAAACUGAUAUUUCAGUAAAGUGUGUUAAUGUUUUGCCUUC